Molecule: messenger RNA, 3396 nt
Organism: Oryza brachyantha (malo sina)
Lineage: Eukaryota; Viridiplantae; Streptophyta; Magnoliopsida; Poales; Poaceae
Product: protein translocase subunit SECA1, chloroplastic
Exons: 19
Coding region: 152-3163 (1003 amino acids)
Biological process (GO): protein import; protein targeting
Cellular component (GO): membrane
Molecular function (GO): ATP binding; ABC-type protein transporter activity
Source: RefSeq, a predicted model, not a curated record
CCACAGCAGCACAGCCAUUACCACCCCCCCUCCCCUCCACCCACCGAGCAGCAGAGCAGAGCAGAGCACGCGGCGGGCCCGUGCCCAUGCGCGCCUCGCUCCACUAGGCAACUCCCCUCCCGUCCCGACGCGGCAGCGAGCGAGAGCGACGAUGGCCAUGGCGCCUCCCGCCGCCACCCUCCGCUUCCCACACCCGUCCUCUCACGCGUCCACGUCUUCCUCUCCCACGGCCACGCCGCGCCCUCUCGGCGGCGGCGGCCGCCGCGCCCCUCAGCCCGUACGGCGGGGCAUGCAGCGGCGGGAGGCGGGCCGCGCCGUCACCGUGCGCGCGGGACUUGGGGGAUUGCUGGGCGGCAUGUUCGGCGGGGCCGGCGGGGACGACGGGGAGGCGGCGAGGAAGAGGUACGCCGACACCGUGGCGCGCGUCAGCGCCAUGGAGCCCGAGGUCUCCGCCCUCUCCGACGCCGACCUCCGUGCCCGCACCGCCAGGAUGCAGGAGCGCGCGCGCGCCGGGGAAUCGCUCGAUUCCCUCCUUCCUGAAGCAUUUGCAGUUGUCAGGGAAGCUUCCAAGAGAGUUUUGGGCCUUCGUCCCUUUGAUGUACAAUUGAUUGGUGGAAUGGUUCUGCACAAGGGGGAGAUUGCAGAAAUGAAAACCGGAGAAGGGAAGACCCUUGUGGCCAUUCUACCAGCGUACUUAAAUGCUUUGAGUGGAAAAGGGGUGCAUGUUGUCACUGUAAACGAUUAUCUUGCAAGACGUGAUUGCGAAUGGGUUGGUCAAGUUCCCCGAUUUCUAGGACUGCAGGUUGGCCUAAUUCAACAAAACAUGACGCCUGAGCAAAGGAGGGAAAAUUACUUGUGUGAUAUUACUUAUGUUACAAACAGUGAGCUUGGUUUUGAUUAUCUAAGAGAUAACCUUGCAAUGACUGUUGAUGAGCUUGUCCUGAGGAACUUUAAUUAUUGUGUGAUAGAUGAAGUUGAUUCCAUUCUCAUUGAUGAAGCAAGAACACCGCUUAUAAUAUCAGGCCUUGCUGAAAAGCCAAGUGAUCGCUAUUUUAAGGCAGCAAAAAUAGCUGAAGUUUUUGAAAGAGAUAUUCAUUACACUGUUGAUGAAAAGCAGAGAAAUGUUUUACUUACAGAAGAAGGCUACGCAGAUGCUGAAGAAAUACUAGACAUAAAUGAUCUAUAUGAUCCUCGUGAACAGUGGGCUUCAUAUGUUCUGAAUGCAAUCAAGGCUAAGGAGCUCUUCCUCAGAGAUGUUAAUUACAUUGUUCGUAGCAAGGAAGUGCUUAUUGUGGAUGAGUUCACAGGUCGAGUAAUGCCAGGCAGAAGAUGGAGUGAUGGUCUUCACCAAGCAAUUGAAGCUAAAGAAGCUGUACCUAUACAAAAUGAAACAAUAACCCUUGCAUCAAUAAGUUAUCAGAACUUCUUUCUUCAGUUUCCGAAACUAUGUGGCAUGACUGGAACUGCUGCUACAGAGAGUCAAGAGUUUGAAAGCAUAUACAAACUAAAAGUUACUGUUGUUCCAACAAACAAGCCAAUGAUACGAAAGGAUGAAUCGGAUGUUGUUUUCAGAGCAACAAAUGGAAAAUGGCGUGCUGCUGUUGUGGAGAUAUCAAGAAUGAACAAAGUUGGUCGCCCUGUGCUUGUUGGUACAACUAGUGUUGAGCAAAGCGAAACUUUAGCAGAACAAUUGCAUGAAGCAGGGAUUACUCAUGAGGUCCUCAAUGCUAAACCAGAGAACGUUGAGAGGGAGGCAGAGAUUGUAGCUCAGAGUGGACGCCUUGGUGCAGUGACAAUUGCCACCAAUAUGGCAGGACGUGGCACUGAUAUUAUUCUUGGAGGAAAUGCAGAAUUCAUGGCAAGGUUGAAGCUGCGUGAGAUGCUUAUGCCAAGAGUUGUUGAUCCAUUGGAUGGUGUCAUUAUAUCUAAAAAGCAGGCCUCACCUAAGAAAACAUGGAAGACAAAUGAAAGUUUGUUCCCAUGUGAACUUUCAAAAGACACGCUAUCAUAUGUUAAAGAUGCAGUUGAAGUGGCUGUCAAAGCAUGGGGAGAAAAAUCAUCGACUGAGUUAGAAGCUGAAGAGCGACUCUCCUACUCAUGUGAGAAGGGACCAACACGUGAUGAAGUAAUUGCAAAUCUGAGAAAUGCAUUCAUGAAGAUAGUGGAUGAAUAUAAGGUUUACACAGAGGAGGAAAAGAAGAAGGUCAUUGCAGCAGGUGGGCUUCAUGUAGUAGGAACAGAACGUCAUGAAUCUCGCAGAAUUGACAAUCAGCUCCGUGGUCGAAGUGGCAGGCAAGGGGAUCCUGGGAGUUCUCGGUUCUUUCUGAGUCUCGAGGAUAAUAUAUUCCGAAUUUUUGGAGGUGACAGGAUACAGGGUUUGAUGCAAGCCUUCAGAGUUGAAGAUCUUCCUAUUGAGUCGAAGAUGCUAACAAGGGCCCUAGAUGAAGCUCAACGGAAAGUUGAGAACUAUUUUUUCGAUAUCAGGAAGCAGUUAUUUGAGUAUGAUGAGGUAUUGAAUAGCCAAAGAGAUCGAGUAUAUGCAGAAAGAAGACGUGCUCUUGCAUCUGAUAGUCUUGAAUCACUUAUUGUGGAAUAUGCUGAAUUAACAAUGGAUGACAUUUUAGAGGCAAACAUUAGCCCUGAUACCCCAAGAGAAGAUUGGGAUAAUGGCAAGCUGAUAGCUAAACUUCAACAGUAUUGCUAUCUAUUAGAUGACUUGACACCAGAAUUGUUGGAGGAAAAAUCGUCAAGUUAUGAGGAUUUACGAGAGUACCUUCGUACCCGAGGGCGUGAAGCAUACUAUCAAAAAGCUGAAAUUGUGGAGAAACAAGCUCCAGGCUUGAUGAAGGAAGCUGAGAGAUUCCUUAUUCUAAGCAACAUUGAUAGGCUCUGGAAGGAACACUUGCAGGCAUUGAAAUUUGUGCAACAAGCUGUUGGUUUGAGGGGUUAUGCUCAACGAGAUCCUCUUAUUGAAUAUAAACUGGAGGGAUAUAAUCUUUUCUUGGAUAUGAUGGCUCAAAUUCGACGGAAUGUAAUUUAUUCUGUUUAUCAGUUCAAACCAGUGAUGAAGAACCAAGAAGAGGAGAACUCUCCAAAGAAGGGGACAAAGAAGAAAGUCGACAAGGGUACUAACAAACUUGGUGCUGCACAAGCUGCAUCUUGAGCUCCCUGUGACUAAAAUUUUGUCGUGAGAGGUCCAUGUAGCCUAUGAGGAUGUUCGUCAGAGUAGAGGAAUACUGGCAGUGCAAAGAUACUGGGCAAAGAAUACUGGCAGUGGAAUGUGGAUGCUGGAAUACAGUUUCUUAAUGUAAAUCUUUUCUAAGAGAUGUCGACCAAUCAGUUACGCCCAUGCACUAGCAUAAUGUUGUUUAUAGUAACCAAAGUAUAAAAAUUAAA